Dreissena polymorpha is the source of this 1776-nucleotide messenger RNA. Its product is annotated as arrestin domain-containing protein 3-like. Lineage: Eukaryota; Metazoa; Mollusca; Bivalvia; Myida; Dreissenidae. The transcript is spliced from 7 exons. Bases 234 to 1451 code for a protein of 405 amino acids. Gene Ontology annotation, biological process: protein transport. Gene Ontology annotation, cellular component: cytoplasm. The record is from RefSeq and is a predicted model, not a curated record.
UUAAAGAUUGGGGACUAUUUGUAAAACAUAUAGAAAUCGGGUGGUUUAUACAUGCCGGUCAGUUAUUUGUAUAGGCUAUUUCAAAAUGAUCAAGUGAUCUCAUUUUUAAAUAGCUUAUACCAAUCAAUAUUCAAAUAACAAUCAACGGUUUAAUUUUUUUUAACAAAUACUCACAAUCGGUGUAAUCUAAUAGAUCGUUGGACAUUAGUGGAACUGUGAUAGAACAGAAGGAAAUGCCGAAGCGAAACCUUCAGAUUCUGAUAGACAACAAGAAGACAGUUUAUUUUCCUGGAGACACGAUAACCGGACGUGUACAGUUCGACGUAGAUGAACCUCUUAAAGUAAGAUCCAUUGUUCUGAAAUUCGUGGGAUGGGCGAACGUUCACUGGACGGAGCAAAGAAGCAACGGGGAAUCCUCUCACACGGUGCAUUUUAGAAGCCACGAGGACUACUUCAACUUCAGCCACAUCCUUCUAAGCAGAGCCACUACCGGAUCAGACGAAAUCGUUUUAUCGCCGAAUUCCUACACUUACCCAUUUAGCGUUACGCUGCCGUACAACAUUCCGUCCUCGUACGAGGCUCAAAUUGGACAGGUGCGCUACAUUUUCAUCGUGGACGUUGACAUACCAUGGGCCUUUGAUAUCCACGCUAAACACAUGAUCACCGUUAUGGAUCCACUGGACCUGAAUACCAUUCCCAAUCUCGAGUCACGUGCAGAGAAGACAGACCAGAAGGUGCUGUGCUGUUGGUGCUGCGCAUCGGAUCCUAUUUCCGCUCACGUCCGCCUCGAGAGACAGGGCUACGUGCCCGGGGAGGAAAUUCCGUUUUGGGCGGAAAUCAACAACCAGAGUAACAGGACAAUGAGCUGCAGCAAAGCCAGGCUUCUUAUGAGUGUCUCAUACCAUGCUACGUCCAAAACUCGAAUUGUACAAAACUAUCUCACCAAAAUCAAGCAUGGCGAGAUUGAAGGUUGCGGCACGGACGCCUACGUCAACGAGAAACUUCACAUCCCUGUGGUCCCUCCAUCGUUCCUUAAGAACUGUAGGAUCAUUGAUAUCCGUUACUAUGUCGUGAUAACAGUAGACCCAUCCGGUCUCGGCUUUGAUCUUGACGUACCAGUUGAAGUUGUGAUUGGCUCCAUUCCACUCCGAUCCGUUGCCCAGCAGCAUGGACUCGCACUUCCGGAUCGCCAGGCUCCUAUUGCCGCAAUCGCGAACCUGCCGCCUCCGCCCCCUCCUUACCUGGGAGCUCCCGCGGGACUCUACAAUGAUACUGCGUAUCCUCCAGCACUUCCACAAACGACGUUCGCGCAGAGCGCUCUCGGAGCUCACAGCACCGCGGAGGCAGGCGACACUGAGCACACCUAUGGAAACACAAACUUCGCACCCGUGUACACGUACUAUAACUGGAGCAAUCCGAGUAAUAACACUCAGUUUGAGAUCGAAGGAUAGAAUUACUCGUCGUUGUGCCGAAUAUUACAUCCAUGAAAAUAAUGGGUUAAGUUUUAAAGGACAAAGGACUGUAUUUUUGGAAACCUCUUAGAUUAUUUUUGUAUGCGUUCAUGAAGCAAUAAAGCCAAUUUUGGUUUCAUUAACUUUCGACAAUCCACUGUUUUAUUCGCCAAUCAUUGUAUUCGCAUGGUGACGGUAGCUAUGCAUUAUCAACUUUCUUUUUGUGUGUUUAUGUUUUAUAUAUGUAGCAGUUUUAUAUCUGUAUUGAUCUGUUAUAUUUUAAUAUAUAUUGACACUGUACUAAAAUAAAGUUAAUCCAACAGUG